Oncorhynchus mykiss (rainbow trout) is the source of this 3903-nucleotide messenger RNA. Its product is annotated as cytosolic sulfotransferase 3. Gene Ontology annotation, molecular function: sulfotransferase activity. NCBI's taxonomy places the organism in Eukaryota, Metazoa, Chordata, Actinopteri, Salmoniformes, Salmonidae. The record is from RefSeq and is a predicted model, not a curated record.
UGCGUAUAUUUCAAGUGAAAAAAAUAGCUUGAAAACUAGCCGUCUGUCAUUAAAUGACAACAAACACUUAAUUGAAGAAUCCCUACUGUUGACCAAUUGCAGAACUUCAACUUACCUCAAGAAUGUGUGCUUCAACAGCCCACAAAAAAACGUUAAAUACCAAAACGAACAAAAAUUACACAAAAUGUUGUCAUAAUAUUUGCGCAAACUGUUUUGACUGGGAAGCAUAUGGUAAGCAUAAGGUAAUAAUAACUUCGCUCAAUUCUGUGUCCAGCUGCCACCUAGUGGUGAAUUCUGGUAAUGUAAGUGCCCCUGGCGAUGUAGUAGUGACACAUGAGAUACUGAGAGGGAGAAAAGAAAAGCCCCUCACCUCUGGAGUAGAUCCAGAACAAACCAGACCCUUUCCCUCAAGGGAAAAUAAAAUGAUGGAAGAGAGAAUGGGGAGGAGACAGGAAAGGAGGAACACAGAGUAUAAAUUAGGAGUCAUUUUGUAAGCUGUGCAUUCACCCUGAGGUAUCUUACUCAGAGAGAGCAGGAGACACCGAAACCGUGCACCGAGACCUGGCCCCAUUCGGAGGGUUCUGUACAGGCCGGUGGCAAACUGGUAUGCGACAGAAACGGUGAUGAGAUCCAACCAACAUUGAAACCUCAGCUGCAAUUAAUAAGAUGGAGCUGCCACCUCGACCAAAACUCUUUGACUUCCAUGGAGUCUCCAUGAUCCACCAUUUCACUGACAACUGGGAGAACAUACGAAACUUCCAGGCCAGGCCAGAUGAUAUCCUCAUCGCCACUUACCCCAAAGCAGGUACCACAUGGGUGUCCUACAUUCUAGACCUGCUGUAUUUUGGUCAGACAGCCCCUGAGCGUCAGACUUCACUGCCUAUCUAUGAGAGGGUGCCUUUCCUGGAGAGUGACUUCCAUAUUAUCCCUCCAGAACCAGAUCCUCACCCCUCUGUACACACAGGAACAGAGCUGGCAGACAAGUUAUCCACCUCUCCUCGCCUCAUCAAGACUCACCUCCCAGUCCAGUUGGUGCCCAAGUCCUUCUGGGAGCAGAACUGCAGGAUAGUGUAUGUGGCCCGUAAUGCCAAGGACAAUGCAGUGUCUUAUUUCCACUUUGACCGUAUGAACCAGGCCCAUCCAGAGCCAGGAGACUGGAACAACUUCUUACAGAGAUUCAUGGAUGGAAAGAUGGUGUUUGGUUCCUGGUACGACCAUGUAACUGGCUGGUGGGAGAGGAAACAGACUCACUCAAAACUCCACUACGUUUUCUAUGAGGAUAUGGUUGAGGAUACGAGGAGAGAGCUGGACAGGCUGUGCUCCUUCCUAGGUUUGUCUCCUUCAGCAGAGGAGAAGGAGAGGGUGAGAGGCGGAGUGCAGUUUGAUACUAUGAAGAAGAACAGCAUGGCCAACUAUUCCACCCUCCCAAUCAUGGAUAUCAAGAUCUCUCCAUUCAUGCGAAAAGGAAAGGUUGGUGACUGGAAGAACCAUUUCACUGUGGCCCAGAGUGAACAGUUUGAUGGAGACUAUAAGAAGAAGAUGAAGAACACCACCGUACAGUUCCGCACUGUAGUCUAGGGGUUGUGAUCAGGUUGACUGGUACAUAUGCAUCUCAGCUCUGCUGGAGUCAUGGUGCUGAAAUGUACAAUAUGCUGAUACCAUCUUUACUGUAUAAAUAAGAGAGCUAAUGAUGUCUUAGUUUUUUAUAUGCUUUUGUAUGUGUGCAUGUCACAGAAUAUUGUGGAAUUCAACUAAAGAAAAAUAGCAGUGCAAAUAUCACAUCUGUUGUUAAAGCUGGCUUCAAAUUCAUACAGGUGAUUACAUUAAGAAAUUAGAAACGCUUACUAAUCACAAAGCUAUAAUUCUGAUUUAAAGUGUGACACAACCUAGAGACCUUUUGGUUAUAACCAGCAUGUUAGACAUUGUCAAGCUCUCCAUCUACUAAGCCUUUUAUUGUUCCAGGAGGCUGUUGCCAUAGUGAUAACCAAAACAGUAGACAGCAAAGACAAUUACAACAAGUGCAAUGAGGAAUACAAAGGCUUCACCCACUGGCACUGUAGAUGAUUCAGGAUCAUUUGGUAUCUUAGAUGAUGCUGAAUCAAUUGACUUAGAUGACGCUGGAACAUUUGCCUUCUUAGAUGAUGCUGGAUCAAAUGCUGGAUUAAAUGCUGUUAGAUUCUCAGGCAUCAUCCAUGUUCCUCCAUCCCUAAACCAGGGCUGAUCUCUUUCACUCAUCACUGCCACAAUUUUUGUGUCCAUCAUGCUCACCGAUGGGUGUGGCAAUUGGAUUGACAACAACUGUGACCCUGAGAACCCAACCGAUUGAGUACAAUACAGAACCUGGCACCCAUUGCUAAUAGCAGCGAGGUGCUGGCUGAACUGUGGGGGACAGCGCUUUUGUCCCUCUGCCAAUUGACUGACUUGCAGCUGAAAAAUCUCCCAAAUGGUACUGAAAAUGUAGCAGCAGUCUCAUUACUGCUUAGGCAAAUCUUCAGGCCGUUGGACAGCAACUUCAGAGGGGACACGUUUGGGGGCAGCUCCUGGCUUUGGUUUGGGGAUUUGGAAGAGAUGGGCUGAAAAGCCCUCCAAAGUAGAGGGCUGAUAUAGAUACUAUGCAUGCCAGUCUCUCUUGGCUAAGAGUGACUACAUCACUUCUUCUUUUCAUAAGAAACAUUCCAAAUUGUUUGCAUAGUCAAAUUACACACAGCUCUGACACACACACUUACCCCACCAGACAUACCACCAGGGUUCUUUUCACAGUCCCCAAAUCCAGAACAAAUUCAAGAAGGCGUACAGUAUUACAUAAAGCCAUUAUUGCAUGGAAGUCCAUUCCAUCUCAUAUUGCUCAAAUAAACCGCAAACCUGGUUUCAAAAAACAGAUAAAGCAACACCUCACAGCACAAUGCCUCUCCACUCUUUGACCUAGAUCAGGGCUGCCCAAACCUCUUCCUGGAGAUCUACUGUCCUGUCGGUUUUCAGUCCAACCCUAAUUUAGCGGUUCUGAUUCAGCUUGUUAAGGCCUUGUUGAGCAGCUAAUUAGUAGGAUCAAGUGUGUUAAAUUAGGGUUGGACUGAAAACCCACAGAACGGUAGAUCUCCAGGAAGAGGGUUGGGCAGCCCUGACUUAGAUAGUUUGUGCGUAUGCAUUGAUAUGUAGGCUGUGUCAUUUUGAUAAUGUUUUACAUAGUUCUGUCCUCUGUAUUAUUUCAUGUUUUAUGUUUACCCCAGGAAGAGUAGCUGCUGCUUUUCCAACAGCUAAUGGGGAUCCUAAUAAAAUACCAAAUAUUACGCUCAUUUUGAUUGGAGCCCUCAUUUCGUACCUCAGACCAUAAAAGAGUUGAGUUGUACGGGUGACGGCAUGUGUAAGAAUCCCUGUCUGGGUACUCCUGGGCCAGGGAUUUUACAGAGUGGUUCUGCAUCAUCAAUGAGUUCAGGGCAAAUUUGGUACUUGCCACCUGUCAUGACUGGCAUGUUCGGGUCAGGUUACUGUGGAUCACAGUCCUACAGAGAGAUCUCUCACCACCGCAGAGGGGGAGAGGUAUAGAGGGAUUGAUGGGGGGGUUAAGACACCACACUCCCAUUUUAAAUCGUAAGACAGUAGACACAUCUUUUGUCCUCUCAGUGUGGAGGAUUGGAAUGUGCCCCAGAGAAUUUGCCAUAAAGACGGAAACACCCCUUUGUGACCCGGGGGUAUAAAACAUGCGAGUUAAGAAUUUACAUAUCACACUAAAAUGGACCACAGCUGCAUUGUGAUCUAAUAUAGUCGCGGCCCCACAAACGCAACACGAGGAAGAGGACAAAGGAACCUCUUAACUUGUUAUGGCUGCAAUCCCACUAACGGGAAUGAUAUGACAACUACCAGUGAAAAUAGAGGGCGCCAAAUUCAAACCACAGAAAUCUCAUA